CCGCUCUCUGUGCUUCUGCCGCUACUCCGAGGAGCUGGUGCCAGGCGGGCGGGCGGCUCCCUGCACCCCUAGCUCAGGGUAAGGCGGCUCUGGCUCGACCGGGAGCCCGGAGGACUUCCACGUGCCGCUGCCCAGCUAUCCACCUGCUUUGUGCGGGAGGAGUGUAUUGAGAAACUGAGACCAGAAGAGGAAAGGAAUUUACCCAAGGAAACAUGCCGAAUGAGCAUACUGUGUGCGCUGCGGUUGCGGAGUCUGGCCCUGUGCUCUUGAAGUCCUACACAGCCCUGCCCGAUGAGGCCUCUCUGAAUGACGUCCACGUGAACGCUGCCUCCAGCUCUGAGGAGAACGAUCUCCCUGUUCCAGAAGAAGAUAAAACCGAGAAUGUUGAAGAACAGAGUCCUCAGGAAGAAAUUGAACCACCCAAAAUAGUGGAAAGUAAGGAGGGGGCAGCGGCUCGUGGUGGAUCCCCAGAAUCGAUGUCCUCAGAUGGUCAUGCUCUCUGGACCACGCGUCGGGAUGGAGAAGUCCAACUAAGGAUGGAGAAGUAUGGCUUUGGGAGUGAGGCUCCGUUGACCAUUCAUCAGUUCAUGAGGGAAGCUGUCUUAAAGUAUGGAGACUAUAUGGCCCUUGGAACGAAAAAGAAAGAUUUCUGGCAAAUGAUGACUUACAAAGACUAUUACCUAGAGUGUUGGAAGGCUGCCAAGUCUUUUCUCAAGCUCGGCCUUGAGCGCUUCCACGGCGUGGGGAUCCUGGGAUUUAAUUCUGCAGAGUGGCUCAUCGCUGACAUUGGCGCCAUUUUCGCUGGGGGAUUGGCUGUUGGCAUUUAUACCACUAAUUCUCCUGAAGCUUGUGAGUAUGUCCUUAACCACUCUCAGGCCAACGUCUUGGUGGUGGAGAAUGAUGCCCAGUUACAGAAGAUUCUCCAGGUUAGGGAAAAAUUAAGUUAUCUGAAAGCAAUUGUCCAGUACAGGGGGGAGAUCAAAGAGAAGAGGUCAGACCUUUAUUCUUGGGAUGAAUUCAUUGCCUUGGGGAGUAGUGUGCCCAAUCAGGUGCUGGAAGAAAUCCUUGACUCGCAGAAACCCAACCAGUGCUGUACACUGAUCUAUACCUCGGGGACCACCGGACAGCCUAAGGGGGUGAUGCUCAGUCAUGACAACAUCACGUGGACGUCGGGAAUGGCGACAGGUGGCCUCACGUUGAGUUCACCCCCGGACCAGCAGGAGAUGGUGGUCAGCUUCCUCCCCCUCAGUCAUGUUGCCGCUCAGAUGAUGGACAUCUGGUUACCCAUGAAGAUUGGGGGCACCACAUACUUUGCUCAGCCCGAUGCGCUCAAGGGCACGUUGUCUACGACCUUGCGAGAGGUGAGGCCCACGGUGUUCCUGGGAGUGCCCCGGGUCUGGGAGAAGAUGCAGGAGAAGAUGAAGGAGGUUGGCGCCUCUUCUUCCACGUUUAAGAAGAAAGUGGCCGCGUGGGCCAAAGCCAUUGGUUUUCAGAAACACAUGAAGCGGAUGAACGGGGAGACAGAUUUUUCUUUGAGCUACCUUCUGGCCAAGUGGUUGGUGUAUUCCAAAGUCCGAUUUGCACUGGGCUUAGACCGCUGUGUCCAGUGCUUCAGCGGGGCCGCCCCCCUCACCAAAGACACCCUGGAGUUUUUCAUGAGCCUAGACAUUCCUGUGUAUGAGCUGUACGGAAUGAGUGAGAGCACGGGACCCCACACCAUCACCCACCAAGAUUGCUUCAGGCUGAUGAGCUGUGGGAAGGUGAUGCAUGGCUGUAAGAACCUGAUCCACCAGAAGGACCAAGAGGGCAUCGGGGAGAUCUGCUUCUGGGGCCGCCACGUCUUCAUGGGCUACCUGGACAUGGAGGACAAGACUAGGGAGGCAAUUGAUGACUGGGGCUGGCUUCACUCUGGAGACCUCGGGAAGAUGGACAGUGAUGGCUUCCUUUAUAUCACAGGCAGGAUCAAAGAGCUCAUCAUCACCGCUGGGGGGGAGAACAUCCCUCCUGUCCCCAUUGAGGACUUGGUCAAGAAGAAGAUUCCAAUCAUCAGCUUUGCCAUGUUGGUGGGUGACAAGGCCAAGUUCCUCAGCAUGCUCUUAACCCUUAAGAGCCAGGUCAACCCAGAUACCGGGGAACCCAAAGAUGAACUUUCACCCGAAGCCCUGGAUUUUUGCCGGAAGUUGGGGAGCAAGUCAAAAAAAGUGUCAGAUAUUGUAGAUGGCAGAGACCGCCUUGUUUAUGAAGCCAUUGAGAAGGGCAUUGAAGAGGUGAACAGGGAGGCUAUCUCUAAUGCCCAGAAGAUCCAGAAAUGGCUGAUAUUACAUAAGGACUUCUCCAUUGUUGGUGGAGAGCUGGGUCCCACCACAAAACUGAAGAGGCCGGUAGUGACCAAAAUGUACCAACAACAGAUUGAAAGCUUCUACCAAUAGCUUCAGGCCAGCCGGCCAGAGGCUGCCCGUCCUUGUAAAACUUAAUUUUUCCAGCCUGGUAGGCUGUGUAAUGAACAUUUCCAAUCCUACAGACUGGUGCUGAUGUCUCUGUCCAGGCCCACAUGUCUGUCUGAGGCACAUGCUUCUCUGCGAGUGAAUGAAGAGAGAGUUUUAUUUGUAUAUGCGUUGUCCAUUAUAUCUCUGGGUGUUUAGCCGUCCAUGUGGUCUGAGUAACUUCCUUGGGCUUGAGAACCUGGGCUUUGGGUGGGUGGACCCACCUACAUCCACUUUUCCCUGCUGUCCCCUUGCCCCCGGGGGAGCCUGUGGGUCAGAGCAUGUUAAAUUAUUAAUUUAUUCUUUACCAAAGUUUUUCAGCAUUGAAUGUCAAGUACCUUGUCUGCCUGCAUCCAGGAAGGAGAGGGUAGAGAUGUGGGUAUGGGCCUCUUGUAUCAAGUAGAGAGCUUUUGACAUUAAACAUACAAACCUUUCUCCCUUUCCAGCUUUCUCAGGGCACAUCCAGGAAAAGAGGGGUGAGUCACAGCAUCCCAGUGGGCAAACAGGAAUCCCUCCCUCUCUCUCCCCCCAGUUUCACCAACAUGAUGGGUGUUCCUUCCAGUCCCUUGGUAGGUGGCUAUUACUGGGCUGCAAGCUGCACAGGUGAUUAUACUUGUGGGUUGCUUAGCCCCUGUAGCUUUUCCCCCUUCCUGCCCAGACAAGACCUGUGAGGCCCCCUGGUAAACCAGACCAGCCUUACUGCAUCAGUGUGACAGCCAACAGGGACCAGAUGAUCUUGGAGAGACCAUGGAUGGGUAGCCGAUACCAGCAAUUAUUCCCCCAUAGGCCCUUUGCCACCCCCCCACCCCGUAUUAAUACGGACCUAUCGUACAGUGCAGGAAUUUGACUCCUUUCCUGGAAUGUACCAAAGACAAAGUGGAGUGUGGAAUAAGGGGCCAUUUUGGGAGGGUGGCGGCCAGUGGGAUUUCCAGGUUGGGAUAGCUUUGUACAGGUUACAAUUUUUCUCAUGCAGGAUCUUGGAUUUAGAGUCAGAAGUACCUUUGGCGACAAUCACUCCUCCUAUUCCAUUAUUUUAUAGAUAAAAAAACUGGGGACCAGAGAGGGAAAGUAACUUUCCCAAGGUGACACGAGGUUGUAAGGGGCAGAAGCAAGAUUCAAACUUGGGUUCUUAGACUGCAAAGCCCCUGCUCCUUUUCCACUAUAGCAUGAUGCUUCCCUUUCCUCCUCCAGUUCCAGGAAGGGCAGCGGGAGACUUUUCCCUGCUUUUCAUGCAUACUAGCGGUGCUCAAUGUAAAAUGAUGGGUCUGGAUGACAUGACUUUCAGCUCUUUACCUACAGUCCCCAUCAGGAGUUUUAUGGAGUCCAACCAAUUCCUAAUAAGGUGGUGAUGAAAUUUUUAGAAAGGAAAUUGAAAUUGGUUUCUCCAGCCCUUUCAAAGCAGCGGGAGCCCAGAGGAGCCGCCAGCCUUUCCUCUAUACCAGCAGUGGGUGAGCACCAUCACAGCCAUGACAGUUAACCUCUAUCUAGGGCUUGAAGGUUCGCAAAUGAUUGCCUUAUUUGAUCCUCAUCUAUGAGGAAGGUGCUGAUGUUCCAUUUUAUAGAUGGGGAAACUGAAGCAGGGACAUACAUAGUUAGUGUCUGAGGCUAGAUUUGAUCUUGGGUUGACCUGUCUCUCCAGUGUAGCACUCUAUGCUAUGCCACUCUGUGCUAAGCUCUGGUAAGUGCAUCCGUGCCCUUUGUGAAAGCCUGGGGCUGGCAAAUUGAAGGCACCUUGAUGAGUUAAAAGGCUUGGGGCUUGAAGGGCCUGGUAAGUUCUAUCAGCAGGUGACAGAUGGCUCGGCAGGGGCCUUGGUCUUUUUGGAGGGGCCUUGGUCUUUUUGGAGGGAUCUUGUCAGGAGAUGAGGCUGGCCUUUAAGCUCAGGAAGCCAGCAGUCAGCCCUUGACUAGACUACCUGAGACUUAUGUCUUCCGAAAUGGAUGGUGGAGCUCGGAUGUCACUUUUCACACAUGCUGUCAGUCAAUAAAGCAUUGCUUUGACCAGUC
Messenger RNA from Trichosurus vulpecula (common brushtail), 4487 nucleotides. RefSeq names its product acyl-CoA synthetase bubblegum family member 2 (gene ACSBG2). The record is from RefSeq and is a predicted model, not a curated record. NCBI's taxonomy places the organism in Eukaryota, Metazoa, Chordata, Mammalia, Diprotodontia, Phalangeridae. The transcript is spliced from 16 exons. Gene Ontology annotation, cellular component: membrane; endoplasmic reticulum. Gene Ontology annotation, molecular function: long-chain fatty acid-CoA ligase activity. The coding region runs from base 213 to 2429 and encodes 738 amino acids.